This is a messenger RNA of Microplitis mediator, 1726 nucleotides long. Its product is annotated as low-density lipoprotein receptor-related protein 1B-like. Lineage: Eukaryota; Metazoa; Arthropoda; Insecta; Hymenoptera; Braconidae. The coding region runs from base 66 to 1565 and encodes 499 amino acids. The transcript is spliced from 7 exons. The record is from RefSeq and is a predicted model, not a curated record.
GUUAGUGGCAAUCACAACGGUAAAUUAUAUGAAAAAAUUUACUAAGUUAUUAAUAAAAAAAAAAUAUGCCUGGGAAAAUUUUGGAAAUAAAUGUUUUGAAAUUAAUUUUAUUGUUUAUAUUUAUAAAACAAACAAGUGGACUUACGCUACGUAAUAAUACAGAGCUAUCACUUGACCGCAGAGGAAUAUUAGGAGAUUCCUGUGUAACAGAUGAACAUUGCAGUGGAAUUUUGCAUGCAAAGUGUUCGAAAGAUGAAAUUUGCGUCUGUAGAUCAAAUAAUUUUAUGGUUAAUAACACAUAUUGUCAACCAUCAUUGGGAUCAUUUUGUUGGAAAAACGAAACAUGUUCAGCUAAUCAUUCUUCUUGUAUUGAUAAUGAGUGUCAAUGCAAUAAACAUUAUUUGCAACAAUCAGAUAAUCAAUGCAUCCUAACAAUAGGGUCACCCUGUAGAACUGAUUCCGAUUGUGGCACAAUAAAAUUUUCUUAUUGUUCACCAAACAAAACCUGCAGUUGCUCACUGAACACACUGGCCAUUGAAAAUCAAACAUCAUGCUUACCACUAUUGAACUUAUAUUGCAAGACAGAUGACGAGUGUAAAGUUGAUUACUCAGUAUGUAUCGAUAACGAGUGUCAAUGCAAACCACUGUACGAAACUAUUUCGAACAGUGAAUGUAGAAAACCAUACUUAGGCAUGGCUUGCGAACAUACUUCCUACUGCGACAAAUUAAUAAGCUAUUCAAAAUGUUCUGAAGAUAAACAAUGUAGAUGUGCUUAUCAUCGGUAUACUAUAGACAAUUCAACAUGUGCACCACUAUCCAUCAAAGCAGAAAGCUGUAACAAAGAUACUGACUGUAUUAAUGAAGGACAAGAGUGUUAUAGUAAAAAAUGUGUUUGUAAAAUCAAUUUUUUCCAACUGAAUAGCACAAAGUGUGUAGCACGUUUAUAUGGUUAUUGUUCGAAUAAUGAAGAAUGCUACGUUACGAACUCAAUAUGUGUUUACAAUAGAUGUGUUUGUGACUCUGCAUAUUGGCAGACCUCUCCUCAUACAUGUGAAGCAACUACACUGGGCAAACCAUGUGCAACAGACAAGGAUUGUAGGCACAUCAGAAAAUCACGAUGCUCAGCGGAUAAUGUAUGUAUUUGUAAGAGAAACCACUUUGCGUUGGAUAAGCUACAUUGUGUACCCACUAUCGAUGGAUUUUGUUCAAAAGAUCGAGACUGUUAUGUUAAUUCAUCCCGUUGUUUGGAUAAUCAAUGUCAAUGUAAGAGUAAUUACACAGCAGUAUCCGCAAACCGAUGUGUUGAAACCCACUCGUUGAGUUCUUGUAGUGAUGUUACGGAAUGCAGUGAUUCAUGGCAUGUAUCUUGUUCAAAAGAAGGAAAAUGUGUAUGUGCUUUAAAUAAUAUGCAAGUCAGUUCAUCAACAUGUCUGCCUCUUUUAAACGGAUAUUGUUGGAGAGAUGAUCAAUGUAUGGCUAAUAACUCUGUUUGCAUUGAUUUUCGGUGUCAAUGCACAGAAAGUUUUAUUGCUAUCGCUAAUAAUCGAUGUAUACUAAUUAACUAAAGGUAGUAUCAAUAAACGUGGACCUUCUAUGGCCCAGUCAAAGAAGUUUCAUCGGUGGAGUAGCAGACCUGCGACUUUAUUAGGGGACCAUUGUUAUAUUCAACGAUAAUAAUUACCGCCAAGUAGGGAUUAGUUUUUAAUAUCUUCUAUACUGCACUUCG